Pteronotus mesoamericanus is the source of this 603-nucleotide messenger RNA. RefSeq names its product sorting nexin 22 (gene SNX22). Lineage: Eukaryota; Metazoa; Chordata; Mammalia; Chiroptera; Mormoopidae. The record is from RefSeq and is a predicted model, not a curated record. The transcript has 7 exons. The coding region runs from base 25 to 603 and encodes 192 amino acids. Gene Ontology annotation, molecular function: phosphatidylinositol phosphate binding.
GAGGGGAGGGGUGCUUGAGCGCGGAUGCUGGAAGUUCACAUCCCGUCCGUGGGGCCGGAGGCCCAGGCGCCCAGGCAGAGCCCGGAGAAAGGGCACAUGGUGUUCCGAGUGGAGGUGCAGUACCGCGGGCGCAGACACACCGUGCCGAGGCGCUACAGCGAGUUCCACGCGCUGCACAAGCGGAUCAAGAAACUCUACAAAGUGCCCGAAUUCCCCUCGAAACGCCUGCCCAACUGGAGGGCCCGAGGAUUGGAGCAGCGGCGGCAGGGCUUGGAGGCCUACAUCCAGGGCGUCCUGCACCUGAACCGCGAUGUUCCCAAGGAGCUCCUGGAGUUCCUGAGUCUUCGGCACUUCCCCACAGACCCCAAAGCCAGCAGCUGGGGAGCCCUGGGGGAGUUCCUGCCUAGCAACCGCAGGCAACUGCACCACCGGCCUGUCAUCAGCUUCUGCAGGGAUCCCUACACCUCCACCUCGUCCCCAGAGCCUCUGCCCAAUGUGGUGGUAAAUGGCGUGCUCCAGGGCUUCUACAGCUUCAGCACCUACCCAGCGGAUGCCCAGCCAGAGGCUCCCUGCCUCCCUGCACCUAGGUCGCCGAUGCUCUGA